Molecule: messenger RNA, 1491 nt
Organism: Sphaerulina musiva SO2202
Lineage: Eukaryota; Fungi; Ascomycota; Dothideomycetes; Mycosphaerellales; Mycosphaerellaceae
Product: WD repeat protein
Exons: 1
Coding region: 1-1491 (496 amino acids)
Biological process (GO): regulation of DNA double-strand break processing
Cellular component (GO): site of double-strand break; nucleus
Molecular function (GO): protein binding
Source: RefSeq, a predicted model, not a curated record
AUGAUCAUCAAGACACACGAUCGCGCGGUGACAGCGACGACGAUAGACCCAUCAGGCGCAAGAUUGAUUACAGGCUCAAUGGACUGUACCAUCAAAUUUCACGAUUUUGCUUCCAUGACACCUACAACGAUCCGCGCGUUCAAAUCCGUUGAUCCCAAUGCCUCGAAAAGCUCCGCGACUGUGGAGAAUCAUCCUGUCAGCCAAGUCAUUUUCAAUCCUCUAUAUGCAGGCCAUAUCUUGGUCGCGACAGCUCUUCCCCAAGCAAAGAUUUUGACCAGAGAUGGAGAGGCUGUUUGCGAGUUUGUCAAGGGCGAUAUGUAUCUGCGAGAUAUGCAUAAUACGAAAGGACACAUCAGUGAGGUCACGACGGGAUGCUGGCAUCCUACAGACAGAAACUUGUGUGUCACAGCAGGAACGGACAGCACGCUUCGCAUAUGGGAUAUCAAUAACCCUCGUCAACAGAAGGAAGUCAUUGUGCACAAGUCGCGCGCAGCGGGAUCAGCAGGGCGGACCAGAAUGACAGCAGUGGCCUGGGGCUCGCCUAUGCAAGGUGGUAACAACCUGCUGGUAGGUGCUGCUCUCGAUGGCAGUUUGGUCAUGUGGAGUGGCGAGGGACCUUAUGCACGGCCAGCGGCAGAGAUUCGAGACGCACACACUACCAACACGUGGACGAGCGGCCUCGAUAUUGAUUCUGCAGGCCGCAUGGUCGUGACAAGAGGAGGCGACGAUACGGUCAAGCUGUGGGAUACACGAAAAUUCAAGCAGCCUGUCGCCACCAUCUCACAUACUUCGACAUCAGCACAAUAUCCGACGAGCAACAUCCGCUUCUCUCCCACCUCGACCAGUAUUCUCACGGGCUCGCAAGAAGGCAAUCUUCACAUCUUCAACCCAGGCACCCUCAAAUCCGAAUUAGUCACGCCUGUCACGCCCAACUCACCCCUCAUUUCCGUCCUCUGGCACCCCAAGCUCAACCAAAUAGUCACGGGUUCCGCCAACGCGGAAACGCAUAUCCUGUACAACCCCAACACAUCCUCCUCCGGCGCCAAAACCGUCAUGUCCCGCGCCCCCAAGCGCCGCCACAUCGACGACGACCCCAACUUCACCACCGACCUUUCCAACGGCAUCUCCGGCGACGCCAUCAUCACACCCGGCGGUGCCGUUCCCAGCACAUCAUCCUACUCUUCCCGCCACCCGACCGUCGGCCUCACCGCGAGUGGACGCUCUCGCGAUCCCCGCCGACCGCAUAUUCCCCAGACAACGCCAUUUGCCAAGGGAAACCCCGACGAAGACUAUGUCAAAUCGCAAAUUCCGUUGAGUUCGUUGCGAGAUGAGGAUCCUCGAGAGGCGUUGUUGAAGUAUGCGGACAAGGCGAAGAAUGAUACCAUGUUUACGAAUGCGUGGAAGACGACGCAGCCCGAGACGAUUUAUCGAGAGUUGAGUGAUGAUGAGGAUGGGGAAGAGGGGCCAGAGAAGAAGAGGGUGAAGCAGUAA